UGCAGAUCGCGUGCGUAUUAAUUGGUUGAUCGUGGUGUGAUUCGCGCGCGCUGAUCUGACUCUUCUGGAUUACAGUUAUCGCGGACGAAUAAUACCCUCUAUCAACGACGCGCCACGGAAGGAUCAUUCACGGGGAUUUAACCUACUGUGCUAGGCCCACUUGAACUUGAGCUAUGCUCUCUCAAUCCCUGUCGCUCCUCGCCGUGUUACUUGGCUUGCGUGCGUUAUAUCAAAUACCCUGGAUAAAAUUUUACGCGAAGUAUGCUAUAUUCUGCGGUGUUAUUAGUCUGGGCUCACUCUACUAUCUUGUCGAGUUCAGUAUUCGUGGCCGCGAAUUUAAAAAUGCUUGGAGAUUCAAAAGAGUGUUUAAGUUUGCAGGUUACCUAAUUGGUCUAAAGCCAGUGGUAAAGGAUGCGCAUUAUCUCACAUUUGACAAGCCGUGCAUUUACGUUGCCAACCACCAGAGUUGCAUCGAUGUAGCGAGUAUUGCUGAUGUGUGGCCCGAGAAUUGCACCAUUGUUGCUAAGAGUUCCCUGAAAUUUGCUGGUCCUGUUGGCAUCAUAACAUGGCUAUCGAAACUCAUUUACAUUGAUCGGUCCAAACAUAAGGAUGCUGUUUCUAUGAUGAAGCAUGCCGCAAAUGAAGCACUCAAACACAAAGUAUCUGUUUACGUUUUCCCCGAAGGGACGCGUACUUGCACCGGCACUCUGCUACCGUUCAAAAAGGGUGCAUUCCAUCUGGCCAUCGAGUGUCAAUUCCCCAUUCAACCAAUCGUAAUCUCCUCUUACACCAGCUUCCUUAACUUUAAGGAAAAGCGUUUCGAUGAUGCGUUUCCACGGUGUUAGAAGCAUGCUACCAAUCUGCGUGUGGGAGGUUUAAAUCCCCAGUGAUCACAAAGUUCGAUGCAGCAACUGCUGCCCGUUUGAGCAGAUUAAGAAGCUCCACAUCCUCUACUCGCGUAGAGGAAGGGCUACGGUACACACAGAUUAUCAUCUCUAACUGGCCUCCCACCCACAGCAAGCAAGAAACAACUUGGAUAUCUAUUAUUUUCAUAAAGAACGGAGCUUCCCAAUUUCCCCAUUGGCUGUUAAUAAGGAGACGUACACCACCACCUACCUGAUGUCCAGGUCUAUCCACUCUGUAUUAUGAAUAUCCCGACACAUCCUACUACGUACAAGUGCUCCCUCAAAUAAGCACGCAAGGACUUAAUGAGUCUAAUGUCGACGCUUUACUGACGGAAACUCGCGAGAAGAUGCUCGAAUGUCUGGAAAAUUUGAAGAAAAUUCCUCCCCCUCGGUGAUGAUUGCACUCUCUAUUCACUUAUCGUCCCCGUUAUCCAAGCUGCAGAAUCCUCAGAUACUGCACAAUCAUACUACCUUCUCCGUUUUGCCGAGAUUGUAUUUCAUUUUUUGUCAUUUUGUCAAUGACUUGAUUUGGAUUAGAAUACUUAUUAAA
Messenger RNA from Dicrocoelium dendriticum, 1455 nucleotides. NCBI's taxonomy places the organism in Eukaryota, Metazoa, Platyhelminthes, Trematoda, Plagiorchiida, Dicrocoeliidae. The record is from the annotation of a GenBank genome assembly.